AUGACCAACAGCUCUGCGGCAGGCACGCCUGGGCCAGGCCACCAUUUAUCUCGGUUGUCGCGAGAUAAUACGCCUUGCGACGACCUGCGCCCGUUUCUCAUCGCGGAGCUUUACGCCAAAGACAUCAAACACGGCGACUGCCACACCAUGUGGUGGGGGUGCCAUUACGGACGCGUUGAUGUUAUCGAGACUGCCAUCAAGCAUGGUGAACCUGAGAACCGACAUUUUGCCAAAGAACACCUCAUUUCGACCUUCAGCCGUCGCCUAAGUCCUCUCGUUGUGGCAAUCCGCGCUCUUCAACUUGGUUCAGUCAAGUGCCUACUAGCACAUGGCGCAGAUGUCCACCAGCCGGAUAAGUCUCCGAUUCUUGCGGUUGAGUUCGGUUGGGAUCGAUGCCGUUGUUGGUACCCCAUUCACUGGAUUUUUUCACAGGAAAUGCCACACGACGACCCCAAACAUGCCAUGACACGUUACGAUAUUCUGAGUACUCUAUUGAAGGCAGGUGCUGAUGUAAACGAGGUUCCCUCAAUUUGUGAUGAGACAAGCUGGAUGGAGGAUGUGGACAAUGAUAAUAUUCCGGUCUUCGAGGUGGAUGAAGGCGCCCCCAUCUCAAUGGCUAUGACUCCAGGUAUCUCAGUCGAUAUCGUUUACCUGCUAUUGUGUCGAGGUGCCGAUGCGAUACAAAUUCAUCAACUAGCAAUAGAGACCUCCGUUUCCGGCAAUGCGUUGGAGAUCCUGCUUCAGCUGCCGGACUCUUGGUUAACGGUUGAGGGGCUUCACAAGUUUUGGAUGGUUCUAAAUCACGAUCGUACCAGAUUGAUGCCCCUCAUUCAGAACCUACUCCCGCACAUCCUGGACAGUCAUCCGACACCCUGGAAACUCAAACUACUUCAAGAGCUUCACGAAUACCAGUGGUUGAAACCGAGUCAGCUGAUGGAUCCUGUUGGGCCUUUCCCAGAUGCCCUGGGCGCCGCCGCCGCAAUCAUUGAGUUCGGCUUGGGACCAGAUUGGGACGACAUACUGAUGGAAGCAACGGGUAGGCCGAUGGUGCACGUUGUUGCAGACAUGUUCACCUUCAUCUUGGACAGCGGCGCUACUUUCCUGCCCGAGAUUCUGUCGAGAGCCAUCUUCGCUCUUUGCGCGGUUGGUGAUCAAGUUUUAGACACAAUUAUUGCGCAUCUGAUCAAACAUCACAACGACAAUGCCCCCGUCACUAUCCGUGGUGAUGAUAAAAACAUUGCAAAGAGCAACCUCCUUUCGCUGCAUGACAACAAAGGCAGAACCGCGCUACACAUUGCUAUAGACUACUACGACUUCCCAAGCAAGCGUGAAGGAAAUUACAAACCCACCACGAGAGUGUCGAUGUUGUUGCGUGCUGGAGCGCCGGUAAAUGCAAAGGACGGUCAAGGGAGGCGUCAAUUGGGUCAAGCUUGUUCUCGUUUCAAGUACUUGAAUGGUGCCGUCGAAGUCAUCAACACCCUUUUGGACGCUGGAGCAGACGUUGAUGCAAUAUCGGAUGGGGAGAUUCCUCUCAUGAUUAUGUUAAGGCACCUUCUGAAUUCCUACACUGGAUUUGAGUAUUCAUCAAAUGGAUCUGAAGCUUUGGCAGCUGCCAAAGAGAUUGUGCAGACCCUGAUUCAGUCAGGAGCUGACCCUCAAACUUCGAUCAACGGCGGUGCUGGAAGCCCACUUAAUUUCGCCAAGGGACAGUUGGCCAAGGCAGAGCGUUCGUGGUAG
Messenger RNA from Neoarthrinium moseri, 1737 nucleotides. RefSeq lists its product as uncharacterized. Gene Ontology annotation, cellular component: cytoplasm; nucleus. The coding region runs from base 1 to 1737 and encodes 578 amino acids. Lineage: Eukaryota; Fungi; Ascomycota; Sordariomycetes; Amphisphaeriales; Apiosporaceae. The transcript has 2 exons. Gene Ontology annotation, molecular function: protein binding. The record is from RefSeq and is a predicted model, not a curated record.